Molecule: messenger RNA, 4450 nt
Organism: Coregonus sp. 'balchen'
Lineage: Eukaryota; Metazoa; Chordata; Actinopteri; Salmoniformes; Salmonidae
Source: the annotation of a GenBank genome assembly
ACUGGUAGCAAGUCAGAGGAGGGGAGGGAAGAAAGAGGUGGAGAUGGGGAAGAGAGAAGAGAGGUGGAGAUGGGGAAGAGAGAAGAGAGGUGGGGAGAGAAAAAGGGGGUGUUUUUCUUCUCUAUAUUUGGUACUGCUGUGUUUUGAAUUUAUUAGACAGACACCAAUUAAAGGCUUUUGUUGGUUGAGGAGACAGGGCUGGGAGUGACAAUAGACCAUCUAUUCCUUGCAAAUACUACUUAUUUUAAUGCAACACUCUUGAGUAAGACAAACUGCCCAAGGACAAAGGGUAUGUGGAGGUCAAAGUGCAUACAGAAGUCAGAGUCAUAUUGUUGAUUGAUGUGUCUAGACUGAAGGGCAGGUAUUGUGUUGUUGUUGAGCUGAUUUAAAACCAUUUUCCUCAGCAGGUAAUUUGAUUCAGGGAGCUUGGUGUUAGAUGGUCCUUGGUCACUCUACAGCCGUCACACACACACACACCCCCUCCCUGUGUGUGCGUGUCAGUGUAAUAGAGGGUAGAGCCAGAGGUCGGGGCUAAACACCUCCAAUAGACUUCUAUUCCAACAACACAGAGGCAGGUGACCUGCUGACCUCAUGAAGCACUUACAGGGCUGUCACCCUCGUCACAUGACGUGGGAGUCACAGAGCUGGGGUACAGGUGGUUAGUGAUGGGUUCAAGUGAGGUUUGAACUGUUUAGUAACGGCCCUGCUCCUCUCUUUUAUUUUCUAACGUUGGACUUCUUUUAGCCUUAUACACUACAUUACCAAAAGUAUUGGACAACUGCAUGUCGAACAUCUCAUUCCAAAAUCAUGGGCAUUAAUAUGGAGUUGGUCCCCCGUUUGAUGCUAGAUGUUGGAACAUCACAGCUAUUUUCAGGUCUCUCCAGAGAUGUUCGAUCAGGUUCAAGUCCAGGCUCUGGCUGGGCCACUCAAGGACAUUCAGAGACUUGUGGCCCAGCCAGAGCCUGGACUUGAACCUGAUCGAACAUCUCUGGAGAGACCUGAAAAUAGCUGUGCAGCAAAGCUCCCCAUCCAAGCUGCAGAGAAGAAUGGGAGAAACUCCCCAAAUACAGGUGUGCCAAGCUUGUAGCGUCAUACCCAAGAAGACUCGAUGCUGUAAUUGCUGCCAAAGGUGCUUCAACAAAGUACUGAGUAAAGGGUCUGAAUACUUAUGUAAAUUUCCAUUUUCUAUUCAUAAUACAUUUGCAAACAUUUCUAAAAACCUGUUUUUGCUUCAUCUUUAUGGGGUAUUGUGUGUAGAUUGAUGAGGGAAAAAAAACAAUUUAAUACAUUUUAGAAUAAGGCUGUAACCUUACAAAAUGUGGAAAAAGUCAAGGGGUCUGAAUACUUUCCGAAGGCACUGUACUUGUUGUAAAAGUGGCAUCCUAUGACGGUGCCACGUUGAAAGUCACUGAGCUCUUCAGUGAGGCCAUUCUACUGCCAAUGUAUGUCUAUGGAGAUUGCAUGGCGGUGUGCUCGAUUUUAUACGCCUGUCAGCAAAGGGUGUGGCUGAAAUAGCCGAAUCCACUAAUUUGAAGGGGUAUCCACAUACUUUUGUAUAUAUGGUGUAUCUAUAGGUUUUAGUAUUUUAACAGCUCACUAACAUUCAUUUUUUCCUUUCUUACUCUCCUCCCGUCCUCCCCUCCUCCUCUCCUCUCCUCUCUCCUCCUCCCCGCCUCCUCUCCUCUCCAGUGGGAUGCUAUAACAGAGAUGGAUGAACACAACCGUCCCAUCCAUACCUUCCAGGUGUGUCACGUGAUGGAACCCAACCAGAACAACUGGCUACGCUCCAACUGGAUCUUCCGCCAGGCCGCACAGAAGGUGUGUAGUGGUUCUGAGCAUGGGUUGGAACAUGGUGCUGGUAACACCUAGGUUGCGGGUUCAAUUCCCACAUGGGCCACAUACUAACCAAUUGUAUUUCCUGUAAGUGGCUUUGAAUAAAACAUCAGCAACUUUACUGUGUUUAUUAUUUAUCCAAGGUGUAUGUGGAGCUGCGGUUUACUCUGAGAGACUGUAACUCCAUCCCCUGGGUGUCUGGGACCUGCAAGGAGACCUUCAACCUCUUCUACUAUGAGACAGACGAGUCCCACGGGGUCAAGUUCAAACCCGCCCAGUACACCAAGAUCGACACCAUCGCAGCCGACGAGAGCUUCACCCAGAUGGACCUGGGAGACCGCAUCCUCAAGCUCAACACGGAGGUCCAUCACCUCAAUUAACUCAAUAAAAAUAAUAUGUGACUUAUAGCCUGAGUGCCAGUCUGUUUCUGCCCUCUUGCCAACUCCUAUUUUUUGGCAUGGCAAUUCCAUAAAGAGUUGGCAAGACAGCAGAAACAGAAUGGUGCCCAUGCUACUUGAUUUAGGGGCAAUUGUGUAGGCACUGCAUACUAGGGACAUGUUGUUGUGAAAUACAUGCGAAAAUCCAUUUAAUCAAUUUCAAUUCAAUUAACUUUAUUGAUCCCCAAUGGGCAAUCAUUGACCAUGUCAAUGUUUUCUAUAGGUACGGGAAGUGGGUCCUAUCUCCAGGAAGGGUUUCUACCUGGCGUUCCAGGACAUUGGGGCGUGCAUUGCCCUGGUCUCUGUCAGGGUGUACUAUAAGAAGUGUCCCUUCACCCUGAGGAACCUGGCCUCCUUCCCCGACACCGUGCCCCGGGUCGACUCAUCCUCCCUGGUGGAGGUCAGGGGAGCGUGUGUGGAGCACGCCGAGGAGAGGGACACGCCCAAACUGUACUGCGGCGCCGACGGUGACUGGCUGGUGCCGUUGGGGAAGUGUGUCUGUAGCCUGGGCUACGAAGAGAUGGAUGGGGCAUGUCUCGGUGAGUCACAUGACUUCUGUUCUGACUGGAUCUGUCCACCUCUCACUCGCUACCUCUCUCUCGCUACCUCUCUCUCUCUCUCUCUCUACCUCUCGCUACCUCUCUCUCUCUCUCUGUGUCUUCCUCUCUGUCUUUGUCUUUCCCUCCCUUUCAUUCUCUCUCUCCAUUUCAGUAGCCCCUCACCCUCUCUCUUUCAAACCCUCUUUCAAACCCUCUCCUUCCAUGUACUUAGAGUAUAUCUUUGUAUUAAUCUGAAUCAUCUCCUGAAGCUGUAUGAUAUGAAUACAGCCUAGCAGUAAACAUGAGGUUUGAUAGAGUAUCAGUAUCUGGGUCGUUCCACGAAAUUAGUCCCUUUUGCGUGCGUCCCUUUGAUAUUUUAAGUAGAAAUUGUGCACCAAUAUGGAAUUUUAAAAGCCUGUUAUAUUAAAUGAAGUGCCCUUUAAUGUAGGAAUUCAAUACAUCAGAUUUUUAAUAUGAAUAAAGACUUGUUAAAUGAUGUCCCUCAGUCAACCCUGUGUCACUUUUAGGAAGAUUUUAAUCCACUUAACCCCAACAUUUCUCAAAGUUUCACCAUCAUUGUAAAGCCCUAGUCAUUUCUGAAUAUUAUUAUUUAUUUCAUGUGAUUAGUGAUUAGUCUGUCCCUCAUUUUAAGUUCAACUCUGUUACGUGAUCUGAACUCUCGUUUGAAUAUGGUGAAACUAUUCCUUUUAAAAUAUUUUUUUCAAAAGUAACAUUGAACAUCUAAUAGUCAAAUUAUAGUGUAUAAGCAGGUAAGCUGGUUUGACUCUUUCUGGCCAUUUGGUGGUGGAAAACUGAGCGGGUCAAGCAUAACACGUCAACCCUGUUACCCAUAGAUAGACAGGCUAGAAUAGUUUUAACUAUUUAUAUUAUUAUUUUCAUUCAAUUGCCCCUCCCUAUUGCACACAACAAGCUUCCAUUCCCCCGUCACAGGGAGAUUUAAGGCUGAUUUAAGAUUAAAUCGGUCAAACCUGUUACUUUAUUUGGCACUUAAUAGGCACUUACUAUAGUAAUUUCGAGAUGGGAAAACAUGUUUUUUUAUUAAGUUGAACACAUGCUUUUUAUGACAGAAUGUUAAAAUUAGGUGAAAUCAAACGUUUUUUUGGACCAAGUUACAUUUCUCAAAAGGCACCGAAUUGGUGGAAUAACCCAUCUGUAGGCUACAUAUCACCAGUCCUGGCCUGCAGGGGGGAUUAUUUAUGGAUUAUGUAUGGGCCAAGGUGUCUGACUACACAAUGAAGAGUGUCAGGUGUUUGAACCACAGCAGCUUUAUUCACUGACCUGGAUCCAGAUAGGUCUCUUUUUCCCUCAUCUUUUCUCUCUCUAAAUCUCAUCCCCCUCUCUCUCUCUUCCCCCCCCCCCUCUAUCUCCUUCCCUCACCCCUCCCUCCCUCCCUCACCCCAUCUCCAUCCCUCUCUUUUAUUUGUCGUCCUGCAGUAUAGGUGCGGUGCAGAUAGGCAGAGCCCCAUGCAUUUUCACAAAGCCAGAUGUGUCAUCCCCUAUCCUUCAUUAUCUACCUCCUGUCAUUCCUCCUUCAUCCCUUCUUCUCUCCUGUCUCCUCUCCUCCUCCUCCUUUCCUCCUUUGUACCAGCCCCCCAACUCUGCCAUUCAGAUGAGAUGUAA